AUGAACAUUCCAACCCAGAACAUGAAAUUGGUGUGGCCUCAUCAUCAUCGUCAACAGCAGUCACCCUCUGGGUUUCAAACUGUUCAAGACAGGACCCCUCAUGGUCUGGGAAGAGGUCGCGGAAGAGGGCGUGGUUACUUGAGGGAGUUAAAUGGGAAGUUAGCACAAAAGUCCCCAUUUACCGGACCCGCAAGUGAGGAUCGCACAGUUCAGCGGCAGAAAGAUCUCAUUGUGGUCAAGUUUGACAAUACUGCUGGAGAUAAAAACACUGAAGUGAAAUAUGAAGAGGAGUUUCCUGGUCUUAUUUCUGAUAAACAAAACCAGUCUCAGACUUCUGUUCCACGACGUGGACCCACAGGGCGGACCUCAGCCCGUGGUUCCGGUGAUCAGUUACGUGGUAAUGGUCAAAAUGUACAGAGAACCAAAGAACCCCAGCGCAAGGUGUUGCCACAAGCACCACAGCAGUCUUCUCCCAAGGUGGAGCCAGUUGAGGCACAACCUGUCAUUCCAAACAAUCUAGAUGCUAGUCCUGAACCUGUCGAAAGUCAUACAAAUCCUGAAAGUGGUGAAGACAGUGAUGAGUGGGAAGAUUGCUCAGAUGCUUCAGAUAUUCCAGAGGAGGAUGAUUCCUUCCAAGCUGAUGUUGCCAAGGUUUCUGAAACUAAAGAAAGCACUGCUGUACAUGACUUGCACCUUGAAUGCACCCUUGCCCCUGAUGUUUCUGAAUUUGUGCCAGAGUCCCCGGAUUUCAUGAAAACUCCACCAGGACAUGUCAAAGUUCUGAAUUGGGCCACAGACUGUUGCCCUACUUCUCCUUCUUCACAGGAUUCAUCUGUCACCUCACCACUAUCUGCUUCUCAAGGAUAA
Molecule: messenger RNA, 867 nt
Organism: Candidula unifasciata
Lineage: Eukaryota; Metazoa; Mollusca; Gastropoda; Stylommatophora; Geomitridae
Source: the annotation of a GenBank genome assembly